CCCGACGUCAAGCAAAAGAAAAGACCUGACUCCAGGCGGACAAAUUUUAGGAUUUCAUGUGUACGUCAAGGUGCCUUCGGAAACAUGUCGGGACAGAGGGGAAGCAGUCUGUGUUCAUCACAUAAACGCUCGCUCUUGGUUUUAUCUAUGCUUGUUGUGUUUAUCAGCUCCAUCAACAACUCACUUCCUCUAGACGAGCAGAGAGAGCUGGAGCCAGAGACUUACAGCAAAUACUACAAUUACGACCAACUUACUGACCUUCUCAAAAGUCUCGCCCAGAAAUACGCAAACAUCGCAAAUCUGACCAGCAUCGGGAGAUCCGUUGAAAACAGGGAGCUUUGGGUGAUGAGAAUCACCAGAGACCCAACUGCUGAUGGGCCAGGAAAACCCAAAUUCAAGUACGUGGGCAACAUGCACGGAGACGAGACCGUGUCCCGGCAGGUUCUGAUCUAUCUGCUGGAGUAUCUGCUGGAGAAGUACGGAGAGGAGCCGCGGGUCACAGAGCUGGUCGACAGCACAGAUAUUUAUAUCAUGCCGAGCAUGAACCCUGAUGGUUUUGAGAAGUCUAAGGAGGAGGACUGUAUGGGCAAAGAUGAGGGUCGGAAUAAUGCUAAAAACGUCGACCUCAAUAGAAGUUUCCCAGACCAAUUUGAAGAGAUACACGUGAAUGCAGAAGAAAUGCCUGAAGUCGCCGCUGUCAUGAGGUGGAUCCUGCAGAACCAAUUUGUGCUCUCGGGGAAUCUGCAUGGUGGGACCGUGGUGGCCAGUUAUCCUUUUGAUGACUCUGCGGCCCAUGAUAACGAGGGCACCUAUAGCAGAUCCCCCGAUGAUGCUCUCUUCAGAUACUUGGCACGGGUUUACGCAGAGAAUAACCCUGUUAUGAAAACAGGGCAGCCGAAGUGUGAGGAAAACAUAAAUGAGACCUUCAAGGACGGCAUCACAAAUGGAGCAAAGUGGUAUGAUGUGGCAGGGGGUAUGCAGGAUUUUAAUUACCUGAAGGGGAGCUGUUUGGAAAUCACUAUGGAGCUCAGCUGCUGCAAGUACCCACCCUCAACUCAACUCAAAACAGAAUGGGACAACAAUCGGGAGGCCCUGCUGGCCUACAUGGAGAAGAUUCAUAUCGGUGUGCGUGGCUUUGUCAGAGCAGCCAGGAAUGAUGCCCCUCUCGCAGAUGCUGUGAUAAUGGUUGCGGGCAUUAACCACAAAGUGAGCACUUCACGCUUUGGUGACUACUAUCGCCUGCUGCUGCCCGGCACCUACAACAUCACAGUUUUAGCCCCGGGCUACAUUCCCAUGUCCGUGGCUGGAGUGGAGGUGACUGAGGGAAAAGCAGCUGUUCUGAACAUCACCCUUGAAGCUGAGAAUGAUGAGAAUCCAGCCACCCUCUCAAUCCCAGAGUCCCCCACUGAAACCUCUGUGAACAGUGCCAGCACAGACAGCAGCAGCAGCACCGGUGUCAACGAAGCAGCAGAUGAAGAGAAGGACUCCAGGGUUACAGUCCAGCCUCAGGACUUCCGCCAUCACCACUACAACGACAUGGAGCUGUUCCUGCAGAAGUUCAGCUCUGAGUACAGCUCCAUCACACGGCUGUAUUCCAUCGGAAAGUCUGUGCAGGAACGUUCCCUGUGGGUCAUGGAGAUCUCCAACAAUCCUGGUGUCCACGAGUUUGGUGAACCGGAGUUUAAGUAUAUUGGUAACAUGCACGGCAAUGAGGUGGUUGGUCGGGAACUGCUCCUCAACCUUAUCGAGUACCUUUGUCGCAACUAUGGCACUGACCCUGAGAUCACCCAGCUCAUCAACUCCACACGGAUCCACAUCAUGCCUUCAAUGAACCCAGAUGGAUAUGAAGUGUCCCAGGAGGGAGAUAUCAGUGGUGUCCAGGGACGUAACAACACUAACAACUAUGACCUGAACCGAAACUUUCCUGACCGGUUCAACUUUGUCACGGAUCCCAGACAGCCAGAGACCCUUGCUGUUAUGAACUGGGCCAAAAGCUACCCGUUUGUGUUGUCUGCCAACCUUCAUGGAGGCUCUUUGGUGGUGAAUUAUCCAUUUGACGACAAUCCGGACAAUGUUAGCAGAUACAGCAAGUCCUCAGAUGAUGAUGUAUUCAGGAUGGUGGCUCUUGCUUACUCACAGGAAAACUCUCAAAUGUAUGAUGGUCACUCCUGUAAGGGAAUGGAUUUGUACCAAGAAUAUUUUAAAGAUGGCAUCACCAAUGGUGCUGAAUGGUACAAUGUCCACGGAGGGAUGCAGGACUGGAACUACAUCAACACUAACUGUUUUGAGGUGACCAUUGAACUGGGAUGUUACAAAUACCCACCAGCAGCAGAUCUACCAAAGUACUGGGAACGAAACCGCAGAUCACUUCUACAGUUCAUCCAUCAGGUACACCGGGGAGUAAAAGGAGUGGUAAUCGACAGUAAAGAUGGAUCUGGCAUCCCCAAUGCUACAAUCACUGUGGACGCGAUUAAUCACCCCAUCACUUCCAACUUUGCAGGGGACUACUGGCGCUUACUCGUCCCAGGAAAAUACCAUCUGACUGCUUCUGCCCAAGGCUACUCCUCAGUUAGCACCUUUGUCAACGUGCCUAAGGAAGGAGUGGAGAUUGUUAAUUUCACAUUGAACCGGAUUCACAGUUACACCAAUGGGCAGACGACAGAAGACACCACCCCAGUUCUGGAUCCCAGUGUGAAGGAGUUCCAGAGCCUCAUCAAGCAGCUGUCAGGAGAAUCUGGUCUGGACAAGCUGAUCAAGGACACUCCCACCCAGAGUAGUUUCCGCUAUCGAUGCUACAGUGAGGUUUCCGAGUUCCUGCGUGGCCUCACCCUGAACUUCCCAGAGAUUACCUCACUCCAAAGUCUUGGUCAGAGUGUGGAGUUCAGAACUGUCUGGGCUCUGGAGAUCUCCAACAACCCUAAAGUCCAAGAACCGUCUGAGCCCAAGAUCCGCUUUGUGGCAGGUAUUCAUGGUAACGCCCCUGUGGGUACAGAGCUGCUUCUGGAGUUUGCUGCCAGUCUCUGUAUUAACUACGGAAAGAAUGCAGCCAUCACAAGGCUCAUCAAUGAGACCAGAAUUGUUAUCCUGCCCAGCAUCAACCCAGAUGGGCGAGAGCUGGCGAAAGAGAAAGACUGCACCUCCACUGCUGGCAAGACCAAUGUGCACGGCAAAGACCUUGACAAUGACUUCUUCGGUAAUGCAUCUCAGCGUGCUGCAGAACCUCAGCCAGAGACACGUGCCGUUAUGGAUCUGAUACAGGAAAGAGGCUUCACUCUCUCUGUGGCUCUGGAUGGAGGCUCCGUUUUGGUCACCUACCCAUAUGACAAACCAGUGCAAUCUGUUGAAAAUGCCGAUACGCUGAGAUAUUUGGCUACUGUGUAUGCCAACCACCAUCCCAAAAUGCAUUCGGGUGACACUGGAUGUCCAAACAGCCAGAUGGGCACCAUCCCUAAUGGUGUGCUUCGAGCAGCAGAAUGGCACAGUCACAUGGGCAGCAUGAAGGACUUCAGUGUGGACUUUGGCCACUGUCCCGAGAUCACUGUCUACACCAGCUGCUGCCUGUUCCCACCGGCUGAAAUGCUGCCCACGCUAUGGGCUGAGAACAGGAAGUCUCUUCUGAGCAUGCUGGUUGAGGUGCACAAAGGGGUUCGUGGAGUGGUCAAGGAUAAGAACAGUAAGCCCAUCGUGGGUGCUAUAAUAGUAUUAAAUGGUGGUGUUCGAGUCUUCACCAGUGAGGGAGGUUAUUUUCAUGCCCUUCUGGCCCCUGGUUUACACAACAUUGAAGCGGUGGCUGACGGCUACCAGCAACAGUCCCAGAAGGUGUCUGUGUCACCGUUUGAAGCAGCAAGUUCCAUUAUCAUUGAAUUUGACAUGGAGAACGAUAUAUUUGGCCUUCCAAGAGAAUUAGUUGUGGCCAGCGCAGCUGCUGCAAUGACGGCCUUGGUUGUGACAGCCUGCAUCAUCUGGUGCAUCUGCUCAGCAAAGUCAAACAGACAAAAAGAUGGAUUCCAUCGGCUUCGACAGUACCGGGACGACUAUGACGAUGAGAUCCGCCUCAUGUCUAUGGGCUCCAAAAAGUCUCUCCUGAGCCACGAAUUUCAAGAUGAGAGUGAAAGUGAGGAGGAUACGCUUUACACCAACAAACUUUGAGACCUUACUGCUACCUCUCCUCCCCCUGAGUCUGUCCACACUGCCUGCAGGGCCAGUAGAGGGCGCUCAAUGGCCAGCAGCCGGUAUUGUCCAAUCUAUUGAAACCUGAGAACCACCGUGGGAUGCACUUUAAUGCCCUGUUGAAAUCGGGCGAGCGUUUUGCACCGUAGUGUAUGCAACCACUGCUCUCAACCAGCCUGCUUAGUUAUCUGGGUCUUUAUAAAACCGGUCCUCUACCCUUGGAAAAGGAAACCGAACAGCUAGAAUCCAUCUCAACAGGAUUAUGAAACACUGUGCCUUGUUAGAUUAGAGGUUGCAUGGUCGCUGCUGUUGUGAGGAUGAUGAUUUUGUAGAGUAAAUGGAAUUUUGCUCCUCUUUUUUCUGUGGGCCCGGAUCAAAGUCAGGAAUCAAUUCAUCUGAGAAUCUGGUCUGCUCAUUGGCUUUGAGUUUAAGUUUAUGAAAAACACACUGCUGUGUUGCUUGUUAUUUGCAAUCAUAUAGCCAACAUAGUGGCCCAAAUAUUUCACAUUUUGCAGAGUUACCCGUCCAAUCUCAAAUGUAGAUAUUUACAUUAAACAAGGUGACACAUUAGAUACGUAGCAGACAAACAUGCUCAUUCACUGCCUUCCCAUUUCUCCUCUGUUAUUUUGACAUUCAGGGAUAUGGUGAAACAAUAAUAACUUCACACGGACAUCAUAGUGUUUACUCAGUGUGUCUGGAUUCUUUUGUCUUAAUGUGCACUCUUGAAAAUGUUGUCCGUUUUGUUAAUUUUAAAAAAUAUAUAUUUAUUUUUGUUUUAACAUCCAUCCAGCGAAACAUUGAUUUUGCUCACCGGCUCUCAGGCAUCCCAAAAAGAUCAGAAAAAAACAGUGCUGUCAACUUUAUUCAUGUAGUUGAUAUUAUUUGCAAUUCAGGAAACGAAUUAAAAGCAUAUAGUGUAUAUUUAGGCAUCAUCGUCUGAUCAAUAUCUGCAUCCUAGAUCUUCUCUUCCAAAAAACCUUUAAAACAUUGGUGAUCAUUUGAAAACAUACAUAUAGUAUAUAUAUAAAUUGUUCAAAUGCAUUAAAGCACUGCAGUAUGUUUCCUCCAUGACUGGAUGAGGCUUUGAUUGUGUGACACAUUGAGCAAUCUGAAACCAGCAGAACACCUGCGAGUAUUUCUUACUGUGAGCAGGCAGCUUCACUCUGUCACUGUUAUGAAUCAGUGAAUCAUUUUCUGAAUCAUUCUACCCUCUAAAAGUUACACGUAUGAUUUGGAUAUAGAAGAUGAAGAUGAUGAGACUGGUGGGGCAUUCUUCAUGCUUUUAACAGAGAAAAGCAACAAACACCCUAUUAAAACUCUUAAUGGAAGAUUCAGAUUUUUAUUUAUAAUUCAUAUCAUUCUGUGCCAGUCUGACCAUUCAUACAAGUCUAAUGUUAGUAAGUGGGAAAAGAAUGUUUCUAUGAUUUAUUUAGUCAUUGAUCCUAUUACCAACAAAAUUUUAAUUUAAUUUGGCUUGAUGUUGAUUGUCAUGCUUGAAUGUAAAUUUCUGGGUGUGUUUGAACAAAUAUGUAACUUUUCUGUUUGUGCUGAUGUUUAUUUUUUUCUUUUUAUACAACAAUGAUUGUAGAUAUCGAAUUGUUGCCAACUAUAUGUAAAUUACACAAGUGCAAUUUCUAUCAAGAGUGAAAGAACUGCACAAAUAAAGCUGUUUAUGUGUAUUAAAGAAAUGGUGUGUAAUGAGAUGUAAAU
Messenger RNA from Sinocyclocheilus anshuiensis, 5880 nucleotides. Its product is annotated as carboxypeptidase D-like. Bases 85 to 4149 code for a protein of 1354 amino acids. The transcript has 21 exons. The record is from RefSeq and is a predicted model, not a curated record. Gene Ontology annotation, biological process: protein processing; peptide metabolic process. NCBI's taxonomy places the organism in Eukaryota, Metazoa, Chordata, Actinopteri, Cypriniformes, Cyprinidae. Gene Ontology annotation, molecular function: metallocarboxypeptidase activity; zinc ion binding.